Messenger RNA from Coregonus sp. 'balchen', 16539 nucleotides. NCBI's taxonomy places the organism in Eukaryota, Metazoa, Chordata, Actinopteri, Salmoniformes, Salmonidae. The record is from the annotation of a GenBank genome assembly.
AUGUUUUAUGCUAACCUUUCUCUCUCUGUCUCUCUCUCCCCCUUCCCUCUCUCUCUAGACAUGCCUCUCCAUGUCCGGCGCAGUAGCGACCCAACUCUGGCAGGCCUUCCCCUGGGUGACCCACAGACAGCACCGGAGGAACCAUCCCGUAAGAACCCUACACGAUGGUCCACCACGGCAGGCUUUCGCAAGCACAACCACCACCACAACCACAGCCAAAACACUGGGACCAACAGCCUGGAACGCAAGGUACUGUAACCCAAAACAUAACCCUUAAACCUUACCCUAACACGUCCACAGCCAGAACACAGUGAACUCUCCCAACCCCAUGACCUGGAUCAUGUCCAAUAGGGACAAAACAUUUUGAAACAGGGAGGUACUACUCAUUUACAAUUGUGCCUUGAUGACAACAGUACAACAAAUUCUAAAUUAUCAAUACAAAUAAAAUAAACUACAAAUUACAGAAUCAACACUACAGCUUCAAACACCCCAUUUUACAUUCAAUCCAAACAGUUGCAAUUCUCAUUUAAUUAAUUCAACAUUAAAAUCCUAAACUGCCCUAGAGGCACCCGAGAGUCAAGAUGUAGGGAGUUUUGUAGGCUAUUCCAAAAAGUGAGGGCACUCUAAUUGAAGGUGGAUUAACCUAGAUUGGUGCGCACUAGUGGAACCUCAAGAGUCAACCAUCCCUGUGAACGGAUUUGGUGUGUCAUAUUAUUUUUAUUUUAACAGUGAAGUGAGGUGGGUCGGAAGCUUGUGUAGUAGAGCUUUAUAAACAAAAAGGGAGUAAUGAAGUGAUCUACGGGACUUAAAUGAGGACCAAUAAAAAGUGUGUAUUUUUGUGGUCCAUUUUGGUAUGGUGUGCCCUACUGAACACAACACUGGUAGUACCACCCUGCCUGAAAUGUCAUUCAGCUUCAAUGAUACUAGUCCUUAACCCCUUAAUUUAUCCUUUAUCCACCACUUUUAGGAAGCUAACCCCUAUUCUUUAUUGAAAAGAAUGAAGAUCACAGCUUUGACCAUAUAUUAUUUGUUCUAAUUUACUUUCGAGGGUCGUCUGAUGUGAAUCAGAAGUGAAUGUGAAAAGCUUAGUUUAGGGUUCAUCCUCCCUGCAGCUUCAAAAAGAACAGCUAGGCCUAUUAACUAGAUCAAAAUGGCUGCCGACAAGCCUUCAGUGCUUUGAAACAACUGAUAUUCCAAAUGAGAUGGAGGGAAGAAGGGGAAAAUGGAGUGCUCAGAAUGUGACAAUGCAACCCUUGACGUGAUUAGAGCGUUGGCUGAUAAUCCUAUUUAAAAGCACUUUAGUUGUCACCGGCGCCAUAAUCUUACUGCACGCCGCUCGUCGCUUCCGAGAGGCUAUGAGGGGAAAAUGGAGACAGAAAUAAUGAAGCUGUUAUUGUACCUUUCAUUUUUGGUGGCACAAUACAAACAUGUUGGUUGAAUAUCAUAGUCUUGAGGAGAUGGCAUUGUUGCUAGAUAUGUCUCUGUCUAUUUUCAUCUGUUAACCACUUGAUGUUAAAUACAGUAUGUUUAGGCCACUUUGGCUAUAGAAUAUUUCAUCUUGGCAGAAAGUUGAAUCUAAAAUGAAACGCUAUUAAUAUUUUACCCACUAAUUUCUGUCUGAACAUAUGGACAGAAAAUAUAGCAUAUUUUCAAAGACCGCUUUGCUUUAUCUAAAGCUACUUGCUUUGAGCGUCACACGCCAUGUUCCACUCAUUAUAUUUGCCCUGUUUCCUAUGACUUCAACAGAUGAAUCAUCUAUUUUUCCUGCUUCAUCUCAAUACAGUGAUAUAUAGCCAAUGGGACUCCUGAUUCAUCAAGCUAGCAUUGUAAAAUCUUGACGUUCCUCAAUGACUUUACGAUGCGUCCGUCAACUCUCCUCCCUCCUUUCCUCUCUCCUUUUAGCUAGCUAGGCCUUUGUGCUUAGCACCAAGCGCUAAACAGGUUUAACAGAGCCAGCAGUAAAUAUGUGCUCGAUGAUUUACAGCCCCUCUGGGUUUGUGUUUUCCAUGUCGUUUUAUAAGUCGUAAAAACUUCAAGAGUGGACUCCUUUGUCUCAUGUCUGCCUGUGUUGUGCUGUGUGAAGGGAGCAAGGUUUGUAUGUUGUGACUGUGAUGGUUAUCAUUGAGACCAGGCGUCUCAAUAGGCCUCUGACCCGUAUCUUUAUGACCCUGUCUGCACCCCUUCCCUUCCUCCAGCCUCUCUCUCCGGCCUCCUUCCUCGUGUCCUUCCUCAGUCGUGGUCCUUGGUCACGCUGCAUUCAGCUCUAGUAAACCAUAUGGAUUGUUUUACCAUACAGGAGACAUACAGGAUCUCUCUCCCUCAGGAGCGUUGCCGGGCAUAACUUUUAGGAGUAUCCAGUGCUAGGGCUGUGGCGGUCAUGCAAUUUUGUCAGCCGGUAAUUGUCAAGCAAAUAACUGCCGGUCUCACGGUAAUUGAACGUUAAUUAGCAUAAACACAUUUAGCAUCUCCAAGCUUCCACGCUUAGCCUACAAGCCACUGAUGCAGACCUUUGGAACAUCUUCAUUUUAAAAAGUCUAAUAAAUCCAUGUAAUAUAGCCUACACCAUCACAAUAAAUCCAUUAUUUAUUUUAGACAGCUCUAAAGAAACAUGAUAUGAAGAAAAUGUAGUGUAUUUCAGAAGAACAGAAUAGCAUACUCUGAGUUGUCCUCAUAUUAGGCCCUGAUCUGGCUAUGCAAUAUGGCUUUGGGCUACACUAGUUCAUUUAGCAGACUAGAUUUUCUUAGAAUUUGGUGGUAUUAUUUUAUAUUAUUUCAUAGUAUGAAGAAUACAAUUGAACAUAGCUGAAUAAAAUAGAAAGGAUAUUUUCUCCAAACAAUGUGACUAAUGAUAAUGUGAGUAAAAUCACAUGAAAGGCAUGAGCUCUGCUUAGUUUUUUGUGCAGGCUGUACACACUUCAUCAGUCUCUCAUUCACAAUUUGACAAUCACUUGAUAAUGCCUAGAAUUUCCCGCUGCAUCCCCUUUGUGUGGCCGUAAUGCCCUCUAAAGAAAUCAAUGCCAUUUGUGGCCAGUGGCCGUUGUGCCCUUGGGCUGAAUAUAAUAAUUAUAAUUCCCUUCUCCCGGCUGCUUGCCGAAGCACCUCUCACUCCCAUGGCUCUCCAUCACAUGAUCGGAUCUUUCUCACAGGCUACAAGUGAAGACAGACACAUCUGGGACACAAUUGUGCGCGUCCUUAUCCAAUUCCGCGGCGCAUAUUGAAGAUAUUGAAAGAACUGUCCACAUUUACUUUUAGUCAGCCAACAAGAUGAGUAUGCCUAACGAACAGCAAAAGCACUAGCCUAUGUUAGUCUACCAUCCCCCAUAGUAAAAAAGUUUACCUAUUCUGUGCGAGAAAUAAAUAUUCCAAACAUAGUUUGGGACAGUUGUGGGAUGCGAUAGAUCGCAAAUUAAUACAACCACUAGCAUAAAGAAAACAUGUUUUAAGCAAUGAGCCUGACACAACAGAUCAGAUUAGGCUAUUUCUUCACAUUAUAAGUGCAGCAAUGUGCACACGGCAGUAGGCUAUAAGCGCAAAUGUUCAUUUAGCAGGAAAACACCAUUCUCAAAUGUGACCGCAAAUGCGAUUAUGCAUGUCAUGUUUUUAUUAUAAAGGUGCAUUUUUAUGGUGAAAAUGAUCUUCCCCAAACUUGAAACUCACGCACUGCGUAUGUAUGCCAGUUAGGCUCUACACCCAUUGUAAAGCGGAUUAAUGUGCUUCAUUUUAAGAAGUUAUCUGUCCACUUUUGUUGUGAUACAAAUCCUAUCAAAACAUAUAGGCCUAUGGACUAGGCUGUGCGACUAUGAUUUUAAAAAGUGGCCAAAAAAAAGGCAUGCACUGUUUCUUGCCUUAAGCUGGGCAUCAUACACAAGUGAUAAUAUAUAAUUCACAUGUUAUAGGUUAAUAUUGUCACCCAUCAGACUAUUUUUGAUUGAAUCUUGUUUUUACAUAUACUAAAUAAUAUACAGUAUGUGUGAAAUUUGUUUUGAUUUAGAAUGUAUCAUUAUCAUGCACCUGUCUCGAAACAGGGGUAGGGGAAAAACAAAUAUAUAUAUACAUACACAUACAUACAUACACACAUAUACAUACCCAUAUAAAUACAUACAUAUACAUAUACAUACAUAUAAAUAGACACACAUACAGUGAGGGAAAAAAUUAUUUGAUCCCCUGCUGAUUUUGUACGUUUGCCCACUGACAAAGAAAUGAUCAGUCUAUAAUUUUAAUGGUAGGUUUAUUUGAACAGUGAGAGACAGAAUAACAGCAAAAAAAUCCAGAAAAAUGCAUGUCAAAAAUGUUAUAAAUUGAUUUGCAUUUUAAUUAGGGAAAUAAGUAUUUGACCCCCUCUCAAUCAGAAAGAUUUAUGGCUCCCAGGUGUCUUUUAUACAGGUAACGAGCUGAGAUUAGGAGCACACUCUUAAAGGGAGUGCUCCUAAUCUCAGCUUGUUACCUGUAUAAAAGACACCUGUCCACAGAAGCAAUCAAUCAAUCAGAUUCCAAACUCUCCACCAUGGCCAAGACCAAAGAACUCUCCAAGGAUGUCAGGGACAAGAUUGUAGACCUACACAAGGCUGGAAUGGGCUACAAGACCAUCGCCAAGCAGCUUGGUGAGAAGGUGACAACCGUUGGUGUGAUUAUUCGCAAUUGAAGAAACACAAAAUAACUGUCAAUCUCCCUCGGCCUGAGGCUCCAUGCAAGAUCUCACCUCGUGGAGUUGCAAUGAUCUUGAGAACGGUGAGGAAUCAGCCCAGAACUACACGAGAGGAUCUUGUCAAUGAUCUCAAGGCAGCUGGGACCAUAGUCACCAAGAAAACAAUUGGUAACACACUACGCCGUGAAGGACUGAAAUCCUGCAGCGCCCGCAAGGUCCACCUUCUCAAGAAAGCACAUAUAUAGGCCUGUCUGAAGUUUGCCAAUGAACAUCUGAAUGAUUCAGAGGAGAACUGGGUGAAAGUGUUGUGGUCAGAUGAGACCAAAAUUGAGCUCUUUGGCAUCAACUCAACUCACCGUGUUUGGAGGAGGAGGAAUGCUGCCUAUGACCCCAAGAACACUAUCCCCUCCGUCAAACAUGGAGUUGGAAACAUUAUUCUUUGGGGGUGUUUUUCUGCUAAGGGGACAGGACAACUUCACCGCAUCAAAGGGACGAUGGACGGGGACAUGUACCGUCAAAUUUUGGGUGAGAACCUCCUUCCCUCAGCCAGGGCAUUGAACAUGGGUCGUGGAUGGGUAUUCCAGCAUGACAAUGACCCAAAACACACGGCCAAGGCAACAAAGGAGUGGCUCAAGAAGAAGCACAUUAAGGUCCUGGAGUGGCCUAGCCAGUCUCCAGACCUUAAUCGAGCUGAAGGUUCGAGUUGCCAAACAUCAGCCUCAAAACUUUAAUGACUUGGAGAAGAUCUGCAAGGAGGAGCGGGACAAAAUCCCUCCUGAGAUGUGUGCAAACCUGGUGGCCAACUACAAGAAACGUCUGACCUCUGUGAUUGCCAACAAGGGUUUUGCCACCAAGUACUAAGUCAUGUUUUGCAGAGGGGUCAAAUACUUAUUUCCCUCAUUAAAAUGCUAAUCAAUUUAUAAAGAUUUUGCCAUGCGUUUUUCUGGAUGUUUUUGUUGUUAUUCUGUCUCUCACUGUUCAAAUAAACCUGUCCUGACCGACAUAGUGACAGAGCAGCUGUGGGUCGACCAGACUGGUCUGGACUGGUCUGACAGUCUGUAGCCACAGACAGGCACCACACACACAAACACAUGUGCUGUCUGAAGCCAACAGCAGCCUUUUCUAGGCAGAGACUGGCCUGACAUGUCUGUCUGGACUGUAACCCCCCCUCUCCCGCUCUCCCUCUCUCCUGUGUUUGCUCUAUAAACUCCAACAAAUGGAGAUCUAAUUAGCAUACCAUAGCCCGUGGGUGUUUGAUUUCACCUUCACAGGAAAUAUUUUGGAGAGGUUCUUAAUUCUCUUUGCGUCCCAAAGGGCACCAUAUUCCCUAAACAGUGCACUACCUAUAGGGCUCCGGUCAAAAGUAGUGCAGUAUGUUGGGAAUAGUGUGCCAUUUGGGACACACACUCUAUGUAAUGGAAGAGCUAAGCUGUGGUCCAAGGCACCAAGCAGCUCCCGGUAACGUGGCCGGGCUAUUAGUGAAAAGGAAUUAGCAUGUGUGUGUACUGAGAUAGGAAUGAACUGUAUCAGUGUGUGGCUCAUGGCCAAGAUAAGCUAGACUACCUGCCAAUCACAUUACAGCUAUUUAACAGCAUCACAAUCUCAUCUGUCUGUCAAGUCAGCAUGGAAUUGCGUAGCGAAAAGUAGCACUGGACGAUAUGCACUUUAUCAUACUUUGGAGACAUAUUAAAUGUACAAUAUAAUGUAUGUUCUUGUGUGUUUGUAUGAAUACUAACAGAUGAUUUUAGUGUGACUUUGUGUGUUAAACGUUGUCUCUCCUCCAUGUCUGCAGGGUAAAUUAGGAUUUGUGUGUGGACUUGUUUCGAAUGCUAUUGUUGUAGUACAGUAUAGUGCAUGUACUGUGUAUCAAAAUGUGGUAUUAAGCGUUGCCUCUCCUCCGUGUGUGCAGGGUAAGGCAGUGGAUACGUGCCGGAGUCUCCCUCAUGAUACAGCAGCCUGGGCCACCCAGUUCCAGAGAGAGACUGCCCGCUCCUCUCUCAGUGCCAACCACCCCAUGGUGGACCGCUGGCUGGACAGACAGGAUCAGGUAGGACCACACAAACACACACCACAACACACACACACACACACACACACACACACACACAGAGUAACACGCUGGUGCAACUUACGUCACUAAGGUACAUCACUCAGUCUGGGCAAUGCAAUAGGAAACCAGAAAAACUAUCCAGCCAACUUUGGCCCUAACCCUAGUGUUACAAAAAGAAAAACAUCUACAUUACGGAUGUUCCAUCAGCCAGCCAACUCUGGGCCUUGCCUCGGUGUUCAUUUACAUGACAUUGUGCUUUCAAUGGAGCUUUCAGAGUCAAACAUUAUUUCUGUUCUACUUUAUGUCUGUCUGGGUUUUUUUUUCUUUCUCUCAUUUUGACUGACGGGUCUUCCUAUUGAAGGCUGAGAGAAAAGGAAAAGGGCAUUUGAAAAAGUCGAACUUAUAUAAAAUGACACAGUCUCUGUGGAGCUCAUAAAUGACCUUGAAGGUGUGGGCAAAGUAGCGCUCGAUCCUCGCUCGAUGUGAAAGUAUUUUUUCCAUCUUCCAUCUCUGUCUUUCACACUUUCCUGCCGCUGCUGCUAUUUCCCACCCUCCCUGUCUGUCUGUCUGUCUGUCAAUACAUCAGUUGCCUGGCUGCUGGGACCGUGUGGGAGGUGUUUAAAUGAUCCACCGCCACACAAAGAAGUAGAAAGAAGAGAGAGAGAGAGUGAGGGAGAGAGAGAGAGUAAGAGUGAGAGAGAUACGUUUGCUGCUAGGCAUUUGCACAAAUUUCUAUAAACCUGUUUUUGCUUUGUCAUUAUGGGGUAUUGUGUGUAGAUUGAUGAGGAAAAACAAUUAUUUUAUCCAUUUUAGAAUAAGGCUAUAACGUAACAAAAUGUGGAAAAAGGGAAGGGGUCUAAAUACUUUCCGAAUGCACUGUAUGCUUUCUGUUUCAUAGUCGUAACAAACGCACUCCUCAACUAAAAUUGAUUGAACACUUUAAUUUAGGUAUUUUUGGUUUUGGUUUUUACAUAAAGCCUACAGUAACACAAACUAAUGAAAAUGCUAUUGUGUUAUAAAAAAUAUAAAACAUCUAAUGUUACCUUCAUAAACAUAACCAAAUGAAUAUUUUUGUGAUAGCAUAUAUGAAAUGUAUUAAUUACACUGUGAUAAUGUUGCAAGCAGAAUGACUGCUCGUAAGCAGUGGUUCUAGUGUUAAAUCACUUGCACUUCUAGAGGCCUAAACAAAGGCUUCCAAACUGGCUGUGAUUACAGGGCAAAAUUGAUCAAAUGGACAUGGUUACAUAUUCAGGUUUAAGACCGGCUGCCACUCUGAUCUGUUCCCUAUACAGUUGAAGUCAGAAAUGUACAUACACUUAGGUUGGAGUCAUUAAAACUCGUUUUUAACCACUCCACACAUUUCUUGUUAACAAACUAUAGUUUUGGCAAGUCGGUUAGGACAUCUACUUUGUGCAUGACACAAGUAAUUGUUUACAGACAGAUUAUUUCACUUAUAAUUCACUGUAUCACAAUACCAGUGGGUCAGAAGUUUACAUACACUAAGUUGACUGUGCCUUUAAACAGCUUGGAAAAUUCUAGAAAAUGAUGCCAUGGCUUUAGAAGCUUAUGAUAAGCUAAUUGACAUAUUUUGAGUCAAUUGGAGGUGUACCUGUGAAUGUAUUUCAAGGCCUACCUUCAAACUCAGUGCCUCUUUGCUUGACAUCAUGGGAAAAUCAAAAGAAAUCAACCAAGACCUCAGAAAAUAAUUUGUAGACCUCCACAAGUCUGAUUCAUUCUUGGGAGCAAUUUCCAAACGCCUGAAGGUACCACGUUCAUCUGUACAAACAAUAUUACGCAAGUAUAAACACCAUGGGACCACGCAGCCGUCAUACCGCUCAGGAAGGAGACGCGUUCCGUCUCCUAGAGAUGAAUGUACUUUGGUGCGAAAAGUGCAGAUCAAUCCCAGAACAACAGCAAAGGACCUUGUGAAGAUGCUGGAGGAAACAUGUACAAAAGUAUCUAUAUCCACAGUAAAAUGUGUCCUAUAUCGACAUAACCUGAAAGGCCGCUCAGCAAGGAAGAAGCCACUGCUCUAAAACUGCCAUAAAAAAGCCAGACUACAGUUUGCAACUGCACAUGGGGACAAAGAUUGUACUUUUUGGAGAAAUGUCCUCUGGUCUGAUGACCAUAAUGACCAUCGUUAUAUUUGGAGGAAAAAGGGGGUUGCUUGCAAGCCGAAAAACACCAUCCCAACCGUGAAGCACAGGGGUGGCAGCAUCAUGCUGUGGGGGUGCUUUGCUGCAGGAGGGACUGGUGUACUUCACAAAAUAGAUGGCAUCAUGAGGAAGGAAAAUUAUGUGGAUAUAUUGAAGCAACAUUUCAAGACUUCAGUCAGGAAGUUAAAGCUUGAUUGCAAAUGGGUCUUCCAAAUGCACAAUAACCCCAAGCAUACUUCCAAAGUUGUGGCAAAAAAAAAUCCUAUAGAAAAUGUGUGGGCAGAAAUGAAAAAGUGUGUGUGAGCAAGGAGGCCUACAAACCUGACUCAGUUACACCAGCUCUGUCAGGAGGUAUGGGCCAAAAUUCACCCAACUUAUUGUGGGAAGCUUGUGGAAGGCUACCUGAAACAUUUGACCCAAGUUAAACAAUUUAAAGGCAAUGCUACCAAAUACUAAUUGAGUGUAUGUAAACUUCUGACCGACAGGGAAUGUUUACUAUUAUUCUGACAUUUCACAUUCUUAAAAUAAAGUGAUGAUCCUAACUGACCGAAGACAGGAAAUAUUUACUAGGAUUAAAUGUCAGGAAUUGUGAAAACUGUGUUUAAAUGUAUUUGGCUAAGGUGUAUGUAAACUUUCGACUUCAACUGUAUAUAUUUAAUUAUUCGGGAACUUCUACCAGAUAUCACUUAAACAGGACAUGACUCUCACUAACGGGUGCAACAAAUAUAACCACUUAUUCCCUACAUAGUGCACUGCAAGGGCCCAUAGGGCUCUGGUCAAAGGUAGUGCACUAUGUAGUAAGGAAUAGGGUGCCAUUUGGGACGCAGCCCCAGAUAGAGUAACCUAGCUUGCCUUGCAUUGCCCUGCCGGAUCUGAUCCUGCCUUGGGUUAUGCAUCAUCAUUAAGUAGAGCCAUCUUGCAUGGAGAAGCCAAUCAGCUCUACCGGUGGGGGCUGUUUUUCUGGAGCUUUCUGAUCCAGUGGAGCAGUCAUUCAGUCAGAGCCCCAGCCCCGACCAGCCCAGGCACAACUGACAGAGUCAUCCAUUUGGAGUCCACACCACCAUUACAGCUGUAUUGUGACCCAGAUGAGCUGUCACAGGCAAGGACAUCCAGCAGUACUCCAAUUUUCAGGCCCUCUGACUCCUCAUUCCAUUUGGCCCCUUCUCUUCAUCCAACCAAACCGAACCUCCCCUAAGCCUCCAUUAUGCAUUGGGAUGUUGGCCUAGGCUGAGGGGUGAAACCACAUUAGAAUACAGACCCAAACUGCCCCUCCUCCCUCCAUCCCUUCUUCCUUUCUUCCUCUUCCUCUUCAACCCUCAUCCCCUCCUUCUCCACCACUCCUUCUCAUCCCAGGGAAGGUGAUGAUGUGGAAUGACGGGGGACAUUCCAAGACAGGUGGUGGCAAUGGCUUCUGGGAUUCAUCAUACUGCAUUAGACCACUGUCUUUACACACUCCUCCUGCCUCCACAUUCCACACUUUCCACACUAGUCACGCCAAGCAGCCACAUAGCCAGGAACCAGUCAGGCCCACUCCACUCCAUCCCAACCCCACCAUCAGGCUCUUCUCUCUGGGUGUCAGCCUGAGUUAUCUGUUUGUGACUUUCACUAUUGAUUUAUGCAUCAUAUGUUUACUGCAUCUUAAUAUCAGUGUUUUACUGUUGAGGCUUGUUUUAUGAUGCUGGAGGAAGCUCCUCAUUUAUGACAAUGGCUACAGAAUCACCUCAAUUAAUUGCUUGUUUUAACACGCUGUUGAUAUGGUGUUAUUGCAUACAGGAUACAGUACAAUGUGUUUUAAUUCAGCAGAGGAGGUGGCAUCUCUACCUGGGUUGAAAUCACAUUCAUUGUCAGGGUUUUUCUCAUCUUAGCAAUCAGUCUCCCUCCCUUUGUUAUGAAAUAUGUUCUUGUUUCUCAGUGAUGGGCGGGUGGUUGCCAAUGUAUUAUCUCAGGGCCUGAGAUAUAAAUAUGGUUAAUUAAAACAUCACACUGUUAUGAUCAGCAAAGCUGAGUGGAGAUAAUGAGUACGCACCCACGCACCCACAAGCACACACACCAAAACACACUCACACACACCAAAACACACACACCAAAACACACACAAAAACACAAAAACACACUCACACACACAAACAGACACACACACACAUUCACACACACAAACACACACAAAGCGAAGAAAAUAAGUGAAAUUAAAGCAAUUAUUUGUUUAUUACAAUGCAUUUAUCUGAUGUCUGUUAUUCCUCCUCUUAGAUAAUCAACCAUAUUUUUACUCUGGAUUCAAUUAGAUAAUAUUUCUGCAUCACAUCUUCAAUGACAGUAGAUCAGUUAAUAUGUUGAUGUUACAUAAAAGCACAGCGUUUCACAGUUACAUCAUCUUUAAAGUGUUGUUUUGAAAGUCGGACAUGUUGAUUUAAUCGUGUCCUCACAGUUUCCUCUGUGCCCUUUAAUUGUCCCUGGCUGCUUAACAAAUGACACUCUAUUCCCUACAUAGUGCACACCUUUUGACCAAAGCACUACAAAAGUAGUGUACUAUAUAGGGAAUAGGGGGCCAUUUGGGACGCAGCCCCAGUCUGUUGAACAACUUACACUCCGCUGUGUCCUGAACCAUUUGGUCCCUUUAAAGUGCCACUUUAUAAUGUAUUUUUAAUCAGCCCUUCCUUCCCUCUCUUAUUAUGAAUUAGAGAUGCUGUUCUGUUCUGUUCAGUCUGACAUGGAACAUAUAGGCGUUGUGUGGCUCCUCUACUCUCCAUUUAAACAGGAAGCAUGUUCAUUCAAGAGGCAACCGACUGGGGUUGCAUCCAAAUUGGCACCCUAUUCCCUAUAUAGCACGCUUCUUUUGACCAGGGCCCUUAGGGUUGUGGUCAAAGGUAGUGCCCUAUGUAGGUAAUAAGGUGCUAUUUAGGACAUAUCCUGGCCCUUUAGAGUGGCCAUGAAGCAAGAGACUGGCCCUUUAAAAGAGGUCACAUUCCUCUGACAUGGGAAAGGAUAGAUUCCUGUUAAAAACAGCAGGAAUUUAUAACACAGCUACAAUAUAGCUCACUUUUGUUGUAUGUGAUUUGUUUGUCUGUGUCUACGCCUCUGUGUACUCUGUGUAAUUUGCACACAUGCCUUGCUUUUGUGCCUACACAUGUGCCUAUACAGUACAGCAAUGUCAAAUGAUUCCAUCAAGGCCCUUGGGAAGCACUUCCCAGAGCAUUAUGUAGAGCUUAUUGUAAUCGCAUCUCUUUAUCAAGCCAUAAACGCCAAGGCCUUAUGAGUUAUUCUUUAAAUAAACAGCUGUCGUUAACACUGCCCCAUUAUCCCUGUUGAUGAAUGCUAAUGGAAUCUACUGACUUGCAGAGUGGAGAAGGAGCGAGAGAGGGAGGGGGAGAAAGAGAGAGAGGGAGAGAAAGAGAGAGGGAAAGAGAGGGAGAUGGCCCGGCUGAGUGCUUCUCCUUCACAGUGGCUUAGACUAUCGGACAGCCUUUAUCAACUCUACACAGGGGGGGGACUAACACUUUCUGUCAAUAACUGACAUAUUCAACCCAAUCACAUCUUGGUUAGGUCCACUGCAGGAUCAGCCUAACUUUGAAAUUGUACAUUUUAAUCAGUUAUGAAGUAUAAAAAAAAGUAUUAGUCCGUCCAUCUUUCCUCUCUGACUGACCAGCCCCUCAGUGAUCAUUUACAUUUACAUCAUUUAGCAGACGCUCUUAUCCAGAGCGACUUACAAAUUGGGUCAGAUAAAGACAGCGAUAAAUGAAGAGCGAGAGAGCCAAAUGAAAGAGGAGAAUCAGGUUGAUAGAAGCUUUGAUCAGGGUGCCUGCCAGGAGAAUGUUCCUUUACUUUGCUCUUGAAUGGAGCUGCACCAUCUUGUGAGGUUUAAUUCUUCCUAAAUUAAAACAAAAUGCUUCCCUGCCUUGCUGCCUGCAUGAGAGAGUAGAGAGAGGGAUUAUUUCCCCUAGUAGAUCAAAGAUGCUUAAUUGAAUAAAGAAUAAUCUAUGUUUCAGAGUCCAUACUUGCAUCUCUCUAGGCAUUAACCUUUGUACAGUCAGGUCCAUAAGUAUUUGGACAGUGACACAAUUUGCAUCAUUUUGGCUCUGUACGCCACCACAAUGGAUUUGAAAGGAAACAAUCAAGAUGUGCUUUAAGUGUAGACUUUCAUCUUUAAUUUAAGGGUUUUGUUAUAAUUAUUGUAUAAACAGUGUAGGAAUUACAACCAUUUUUAUACAUAACCCCCCAAUUUUAGGGGCUCAAAAGUAAUUGGACAAACAUAAUCAUAAAUUAAAUUGUGAGUUUUAAUACUUGGUUGCAAAUCCUUUGCCGUCAAUUACUGCCUGAAGUCCGGAACCCAUAGACAUCACCAGAUGCUGGGUUUCUUCCCUGGUGAUGCUCUGCCAGGCCUUUACUGCAGCUGUCUUCAGUUCCUGCUUGUUCUUGGGGCAUUUUGCCUUCAGUUUUGCCUUCAGCAAGUGAAAUGCAUGCUCAAUUGGAUUCAGGUCAGGUGAUUGACUUGGCCAUUGCAGAAUAUUCCACUUACUUACCUUAAAAAAGUAUUGGGUUGCUUUCGCAGUAUGCUUCGGGUCAUUGUCCAUCUGCACUGUGAAGCGCCGUCCAAUGAGUUUUGAAGCAUUUGGCUGAAUCUGAGCAGAUAAUAUAGUCCUAAAUACUUCAGAAUCCAUCCUGCUGCUUUUGUCAGCAGUCACAUCAUCAAUAAAUACAAGGGAACCAGUUCCAUUGGCAGCCAUACAUGCCCACGCCAUAACACUACCUCCACCAUGCUUCACAGAUGAGGUGGUAUGCUUCGGAUCAUGAGCAGUUCCUUCCCUUCUACAUACUCUUCUCUUCCCAUCAUUCUGGUACAAGUUGAUCUUUGUCUCAUAUGUCCAUAGGAUGUUGUUCCAGAACUGUACAGGCUUUUUUAGAUGUUUUUUUGGCAAACUCUAAUAUGGUCUUCCUGUUUUUGAGGCUUACCAAUGGUUUACAUCUUGUGGUAAACCCUCUGUAUUUACUCUGGUGAAAUCUUCUCUUGAUUGUUGACUUUGACACAGAUACGCCUACCUCCUGGAGGGUGUUUUUGAUCUGGCUAACUGUUGUGAAGGGGUGUCACACCCUGGCUCUGGGACUCUAUAUGUUGAGCCAGGGUGUGUAUAUUCUAUGUGUUUCUAUGUCGGGAUUCUAGUUUUGUAUUUCUGUGUUGGCCAGAGUGGUUCCCAAUCAGAGGCAACGAGUGUCAGCUGUUGCUGGUUGUCUCUGAUUGGGAGCCAUAUUUAUACAGGCUGUUUUCCCACAAUAGUUGUGGGAUCUUGUUCCGUUUGGUUUGUUCCGUGUUGGUUGUUAACCUAGGACGUCACGUCAUCGUUUUGUUUAUCGUGUAUUCAUUAAAUAAAGAAACAUGUUCGUUCAUCACGCUGCGCCUUGGUCUACUCCGUCUAACGAUCGUGACAAGGGGUUUUUCUUCACCAGGGAAAUAAUUAUUCUGUCAUCCACCACAGUUGUUUUCCGUGGUAUUCCGGGUGUUUUGGUGUUCCUGAGCUCACCAAUGCGUUCUUUCUUUUUUAUAACUUGGUCAAUGUCCAAAUAUUUAUAGACCUGUCUGUAUGUUGGAGAGUUGCAGAGAGUAUUUAGUAUGUAGACACCAUCGUGGACUUCAAUAUGACCCUUCACUCCAAUUGUUCAUGGUAAAAUAGUCUAUUUGAUUUUGGUCGAGAAAGUAAAUUAGCAUUUACUCAGUUAAGGUGGAGGUCAGAUAUGUUGUGGGGCUAGCUUAAGGAUUGGGUUGUUGUCGAGCCCACACAGCCUUAGAACCCUAUGGCAUGCUGCAGGCGCUGUUAGCUCAGUCAGGUGCAACCAGAGCAGAUCAAAUACUUUACACAUAACAGGCAGUAUUUACUGAAUGGACCCUUUUACUGAAUGCUACAGAAACAGGUGAAUCACAGUCUUCUCCUCCUCCUAGCUCCUCCACCUCCUCCUCCUCUUCUCCCCUUUGUUUGUCUAUACAUACCCCCUCCUCUAACUGUAACACCCUUCCCCCUCUCUUUCCAUCUCUCUGUUCUGUCUCAAUAUGAAAUAUAUCUGUUUCUCUAUUAGCUGAGUGUAACCUUUCCCUGGCCCUGAAGAUGUAGGUGUGUGUUGCAUAGAGCAUAGUAAUUACAUGUGGUGUGUGUUUGCACAGGGAUUCUUUGGCAGCACAAUUGGUGGUGUGUUUGUGCAUGUGUGUGUGUGUGUGUGUGCAUGUUUGCAUGCCUGUUUGUGUGUCUCUGUGUGUGUGUGCACGAUCAGCUAAUCUAUCAGGAUGGAUAUGUGAUGAUCAGCAGGUCAUGGGGAGGUAUACUGCAGGGAUAUUGGGAGUGAAGAGGGAGGAUGUUUCCACAUUCCGAACCACUGAAAUUAAUUAUUGGUUGAUAUCUAGUGUCUACAAAGCAGGGCUUAAUUUACUGUGAAGCAGACAAAAGGAAUUCAGUUUUCAGUCAGUAUAGACUUACCAAAUUAUAUCUCUCUCUCUCUCUCCAUCCCUCCCUUCAUUGGGUUUUAAACCCAGCUGGUGGACCUGGCCAGUAGGUGCUGCUGUGUGUUCAAAAUAGAGGAUUAUUUUUACGAAAACCAAUGCCACAUUGUCUCUCCUCUCUGUCGAGGGGGGCCUCUCCUCUCCUCUCCUCUCCUCUCCUCUCCUCUCCUCUCCUCUCCUCUCCUCUCCUCUCCUCUCCUCUCCUCUCCUCUCCUCUCCUCUCCUCUGUGUAAUUACCUUACAAUGUAAAUGCUAGCUCACUAGAGACAGAGUCCUGCUGAGAGAGAGUCACAUACAGCACUACAAUACAGCCUUAGCCUCAAAUGAGCUUUACACACUUAAUUAACUAGCCAGCACUGAGCUGCUCCCAACCAGGCUUCUCUCUCUCUCUCUCUCUCUCUCUCUCUCUCUCUCUCUCUCCUCUCUCUCUCUCUCUCUCUCUCUCUCUCUCUCUCUCUCUCUCUCUCUCUCUCUCUCUCUCUCUCUCUCUCUCUCUCUCUCUCUCUCUCCUGGUUAGCUAGCUUAGCAUGGCUUAGCUCACCCUCUCUCCCUAGACUGAGUUCGAAAGAUACUAGCUUGUGCUGUGAGUCAGAGCACAUGUUGAUCAAUCAAGCAUGGCUCGCUUUCUUCUCAUUGCUCAGCCAAGCAAACAAACAGGCUACAUCUCCCUCCUUCCCUCCCAGACCCCAACAGGCGUAGAUGCUGAGGCUGUCAUUGAAUUGAGAGACGUUGUGUUAUUGACCUUGAUUCUAGGUAGGUAGGUAAGCAUUCAGGAGGUGCAUUCAUUCAGAGCUGCUCAAGGGGAAAGGAAUGUGUCUGGGUGACUUGUCAUUGUGUAUGCAGAACUGAGUGAGCCUCUCUCUCUUACCUCUUUUGCCACACCCUUCAGGCUCCCUCCAUCCAUUCCUCCCUAACUACUUUCUUCCCCUAGGCAACUGCCCCUCCAUCCCUUCAUCUCUCCUUCCUCCCAUCCCUCCCUCUCUUUUACCUAUUUUAUAAUACCCUCCAGGCUCCCUCCAUUCCUAAUUUCUUCCCCUGCCUUCCCUCCUUCUCCCAGGCCACUGCUCCCUCCAUCUCCAUCCAUGUUUCUCUCAUUCCCACCACCCCAGCACCUGUUAGAGGGAGGAGUGGCUGUAUGUCUGUGUUCAAAGAGCACCGGUGCCUCUCCCCUCUUCUCUUUUCCUCUCCUGUGAAGACCAGCCAGUGA